Molecule: messenger RNA, 543 nt
Organism: Drosophila arizonae
Lineage: Eukaryota; Metazoa; Arthropoda; Insecta; Diptera; Drosophilidae
Source: RefSeq, a predicted model, not a curated record
GAUAUCCAAGGCCGAAAUGCGUAGCAAGUUUGGGGCACGUAUAUGGAAUGUCGACAAGAAGUUUACCCUGUAUUAUGAAAAAAAAAAAAAAACACGUUUAGCAAAGGAAAUCCAUUUAGAUGUAGACGAGCUACUGGAUGGUCUCAUUGAAGGAAUCCCAAAUGCAGUUUUACGCGCGCAGGCCAGGAUACAGUGCUUUGAAGACUCCAGCAAAUUGAUAAGGGCUUUUGCAGAGGCGCGUCUGCCACUGCAACCAUCUACUAGAGGAAAAGAUACAACAGCAGUGGGACCAGGGCUCGAUAAUGCAAUAAAGGAGACGCGUUGCUUCAACUGCAACUAUAAGGGACAUUGGGCAAAAGAUUGUCAGCCCAAGAGGAAGAAGGGUACGUGCUACCACUGCGGCGCUAAGGAUCAUAUGGUGGCACAAUGCACGAAGAGGAAGGAUGAUUUUGGAAACAAUUUCAAUGCCUCAUAGAUUCGGGAAGUCCCAUUUCGUUUAUUAAAAAAUCGUGUUCCAUUUGGAAUAAAACUUGAAGCAACGCA